This is a messenger RNA of Magnolia sinica, 1417 nucleotides long. Its product is annotated as GDSL esterase/lipase At1g33811-like. The record is from RefSeq and is a predicted model, not a curated record. The coding region runs from base 13 to 1143 and encodes 376 amino acids. Gene Ontology annotation, molecular function: hydrolase activity, acting on ester bonds. Lineage: Eukaryota; Viridiplantae; Streptophyta; Magnoliopsida; Magnoliales; Magnoliaceae. The transcript has 5 exons.
UUUAGGUAAAACAUGUGUGGUCACAUGAAAAUGAGGGCCCACCGGGACUUGAUCAUCUUUGCCAUUCUAGUAUUAUUUUGUAUGGUUAGGGUUAGGUCAAGGCCUCAAGUACCAUGUCUCUUUAUUUUUGGGGAUUCUUUGGUGGACAAUGGCAACAACAAUGGGUUACUGACACUUUCCAGGGCCAACUACUCGCCAUAUGGCAUCGACUUCCCGAGCGGCAUCACUGGGAGAUUUACCAAUGGACUAACCACCGUCGACAUCUUAGCGAAGCUUUUGGGUUUUUCAGAUUUUAUUCCACCAUAUGCAAGUACUCAAGGCCGAGCCAUUUUAAGAGGCCUGAAUUAUGCAUCAGGAGCGUCUGGCAUAAGGGAUGAGACCGGCAACAACCUGGGUGACCAUUUAUCAAUGGACCAGCAAGUAGAAAACUUCAGAAAGACACUGCAACAGAUGAGGGGAUUUUUCAGAGGGAGAACAAAUAGAGUGAAUGCAUACCUAAGUCAAUGCAUUUUUUCAGUUGGAAUGGGAAGUAAUGAUUAUCUCAAUAACUAUUUCAUGCCUAAUCUAUAUACAACAAGCUUAGAAUACAGCCCCAGCACCUAUGCUACUCUCCUCCUUGAUGACUACUCGCGCCAAUUAACGAAAUUAUACGAUCUGGGUGCACGUAAGGUGGCCGUAUCGGCCGUGGGUCGGAUUGGAUGCAUACCGUACGAGAUCGCACGACUUAACGGCAGUGAUAACAGUAACCGUAACGGCAGCCGGUGCAAUGAAAGAAUCAACAAAGCCAUCUACAAGUUCAACAAAGGCCUCCGAAAGAUGUUGGACCGUUUCAAUAACGGUCAGCUGCCCGGGGCCAAGUUCGUCUUCGUCAACACCUACCAUACUUCCAAAAUCAUGAUUGACCAUGCUGCCUCCUACGGGUUUAAGGUGAUCGACAAGGGGUGUUGUGGGGUGGGGAGGAACAACGGCCAGAUAACUUGUCUUCCUCUGCAAGAGCCUUGCCAAGAUCGGAGUAAGUAUGUGUUUUGGGAUGCAUUUCAUCCAACGGAGGCCUCGAACAUCAUCCUUGCUAAUAAAUCAUACAGCUCCAUGUCGUGGUCCGAUGUCUUCCCAAUGAAUAUACGUCAGCUCGCGAUGGCCUGAGAGCCGUCCUUGCAAGCAACGCCAUCACAUUUUGUUAAUCAAGUGGACCAUUUUUUUUUUCCUUCCAGAGCUACCAAUUUAUGUAUGAUGUAUAAGCUAUAAGCAUGUCAUAAUUACCAUUUUCUCAAAUAAGCUUAGCAUGUUGUAGUCACCAUUUUCUUCAAUAAUAACUUUAGCGAUGGUCCAAUUUAAGCAUGAAGAGUCUACAUUCACCGUUUAAUGGUCUUGAUUGUAUUGAUGGAGUUGGCUAUUUUCUUCUUCUUUUAUAAAAAUA